GAUAGAGAUGACACUUCAGCCAUUCAGCCUAUUUUUGCACAACACUAAAAGGUCUGUGACCGUGAGGGGAGGUGAUUUCAAUUCCUGUUAAGUGCAGUAAAGUGACAUAAUAUAAAGCAUUGGAGUGAAGACACAAGCCUCUCUAGCCUUCAUGCAACCUUUGGAUUUGGCAUUUUCCAGAGAACUGUCGCACAAAGCUUUGGAUAUCUGGCAGAUGUUCAAAGAUGAAAGUAUCUGUUAGUGUUUCUUUGUUCCUGAUGUGCCUUGUCAGUCAAGUAAAAGCAGUCACCAUUGAGUCAUGUCCACUUGCCACCGGGAACUUGCUUCGGACAGAGAUUGAGAAAACUCUCACUCUGACUUGUAUUAUUGAUGAAGGUAUUGACCCAUCCAACCAAAAUGAAUUGCAGUGGUUCCGCAACGGUGUCCAGGUGAACCUGGCAGAAGAAAACCGCCGGUCCAGAAGUAGUCUGUGCGUACAGCCUGUCACUAAAGAGGACAAUGGAGCUGUCUUUAUCUGUCAGCUGAAGGCUGAUGCAAGUGUAAACAGCUCCAUCGAGUUUGACGUCCAGUAUCCCCCAGACCUUAAUGACACUAAGGAAGUAUUUGUUGAAGAAACAAGUGAUGUUGUUCUGUCCUGUGAUGUCCGUGCCAACCCACCAGUAACUGUGGCUUGGAAAAAGGAUGGUGAAGUUCUGGAUCUGACCUCUGGCAGUUACAUAACAACUAAUAAUGGCAUUAAUGCUAGGUUAUCAAUCACAAAAACUAAGCGUGAUGUACAUCAAGGAACGUACACAUGUGAAGUUAAUUCAUCUGUCUAUGGAAUUAUGGGCAGGACCUUUACUGUUAUGGUUCAAGAUAAAGUGCUAAGGUUCCCUGUAGGACCCACAAUUGCUGGAGUGGUGGUGGUUUUAUGUACAAUUGUAUUCGCACUCAUUUCUAGAAGGAAUAAAAUUAUUAAGUGCAUUAAACCAAACUGAACAUCUCCACAUGGAAUUCUCAAGAAUUCAAACCACAGCUAUUUGAGAUGUUAAGCAUGGAGAAGAUCAUUACUGGACUUCAAAAUGGGACACCAAUCUUAAAUAAAAAUUUGAACAAAAAA
Messenger RNA from Carassius auratus (goldfish), 1099 nucleotides. RefSeq names its product transmembrane and immunoglobulin domain containing 1 (gene tmigd1). The record is from RefSeq and is a predicted model, not a curated record. Lineage: Eukaryota; Metazoa; Chordata; Actinopteri; Cypriniformes; Cyprinidae. Gene Ontology annotation, cellular component: plasma membrane; cell-cell junction. The transcript has 6 exons. Bases 225 to 977 code for a protein of 250 amino acids. Gene Ontology annotation, biological process: cell-cell adhesion. Gene Ontology annotation, molecular function: cell adhesion molecule binding.